Messenger RNA from Drosophila pseudoobscura, 2573 nucleotides. RefSeq names its product stress response protein NST1. NCBI's taxonomy places the organism in Eukaryota, Metazoa, Arthropoda, Insecta, Diptera, Drosophilidae. The transcript has 2 exons. Bases 501 to 2312 code for a protein of 603 amino acids. The record is from RefSeq and is a predicted model, not a curated record.
AGCCUAUAAGAAUUCCCUAAAUGUGUCAGAUAACUUGUGUGUGUGUGUGUGCUAUGUGGGCAACAAUUUUACAAGAGUGUAUUGCGAAUAUACGUAUAUAAUAAUGUGUGAUAGUUUAGGAGUAUAUGUUACUGGGAUAUUCAACUAGAUUCCGAUAACUAACUUUAACUUUAACAACUUUAAAUUUUAAAUUGAUUUACUUAAAGAAGGUCGGGUUCGAUAUCGAGUAGCCCGAUAAAGCCCGUGUCAAAUCUCACGCCGUAUUGCCAGAAAGUUUUAAUGGGGCUGGGGAGCCUCGGAACGGGCAACACUUUGUCUUCCAGAAUUCGAGAAUCGGAGAGAACAAGGGUGCCUGGUUUUUCGGUUUCACAUCAAUGAAACACACUUUCUUUGGAGUUCUUUUAACAUUAACAAAAAAUUUUCAUUUUUAUGAUUGGAAUGCAAUAUUACCAAUCCCUUUGGCAGAACGUCUUCGGAAAGCACAAAAUUACUAGCACGAAAUGAGUCAUGCAAUGCAUAGACUGCAUACGAAUCGCCCUACUCCCGACAUCUUUCGCGGCGAUCCAUUUAAAAUUCAAUCGUACAAUUUUCGGUAUGCCGAUCGACCCGACUACCCAGUACAGCACUACCAGAGGCCAGAGCCAGAGCCGCUCCCCUGCCAAACGCCGCAAUUCGAGACAUUCUACCGCAAUCCCAAGUUUUCCAGCGAUCCCGAGUACGCACCGAGCGCGAAGCCGGGUCCGCAGAGCACCACGGCCUUCACGGAACACAGGCGCCGCAAGUUCCUGCGGGACUUCCAGUCCAUUCCCACCACUCCGAUUCGACGAACCUUCUCCGGCGUCUGCCAGCGCCCGCCAGAGGUGCGCAGUGUCGCAACGGUACCUCAGCCACCACGCCGGCUCUCGCCCAAGGCUCCCGUAGAAGUGACGAAUUCUCCGCUUCUGAGGAGCUGCUGCAACCGUGGCGAUUAUCAGGCAAUGAUUCGGGGCCAGAGCACCUCGUCGUUGUUGCGGAGUGGCAGCGGUAAUGUGCUGAAGACUGGAGUACCUAGGAGCGCCUCUGCGGCCUCGUUUGACAGGAGGGAAAGGGAGUGGCAACGAUCCGUUGCCACUAGAACCAGUUCCAACAUCCAGCUGCUGCCUAAGAGAAGCGGCUACAGCGGUUGCGAGAUCAACAUCAACAUCGGCGCCUUGGACUCCGAAUCGGAGACGGACAACAAUUUAACAAUCAAGAUUGAGACGGACACUUGUCUGCUGAACAACACGGACAAGGCAAAGCACCCGGAGAGACGUAAGCGAUCCAGCAGUGCCAGCCGAUCCCCUGUAACCUUCGAUAUAGACAAGCGAUUGUCUAAGUUCAAUGUGGCCGACAAAAUGCCCAGGAGAGGCUCGGACGAGGAGGCCAAUCAACGGGAGUGGGAUCAGGAGCUGAAAAUGCAGCGAGAACGCGCCAGGCAGCGGGAGAGGGAGCGAGAAAAUCUGCGCCAGCAGGAGAGGCAAAGGGAAUACGAGCGCCUCCUCGAGCUCGAGGUGGAGAGGGAGAAAGACCGCCUCAGAGAGCUGGAAAGGGAGUCGCAGCGACGGAGAGAGUACCAUGAGUACCAAGAACACCUACGACGGGAACAAUGGAAGCGGCAGGAAGUACCGAUGCGUGCCAUGCCCACAUCCCCCCUGAUGAUGACCUCUCACUUGAACAGACGUACCUCCAACGAUCGUCUGCCCGGGAUGGUCCCCUUCCUGGACCGCCCGCCUGCCGCGGCCAGUAAGCGGGCACAGCGUCUUCAGAACUGCUCCAAGAACCUGACAUCCCUGAGGGGCCUAAAGAAAGCCACAGCUCCUCCUGUGCCUCCUGCCUCCCUGUUCACUACAGCUCCCACUGUGCCUCCCGUCGCCAUGUUUACCACAGCUCCUACUGUCAAUCGUCCCAGGAGUCUAGAGCGGACCAGUUCGGGCACGUCGAAUGGCAACAUCCAUGUGACGGUAACCACCAAUGGUAGCAAUUCCAGCCUGCGUCGGCCAUCGGCCACAGGGCUGAACGAGCAGAAGAAGCUGAAUGGAAGCUCUGGCUCCCCCAUUCUCACCAGGCUAAAUAACAUCCCCAUUAGGAUAACCACCUCGGGUCCGGGUGACAGGGACGUGGAGUUCUCAAUGAACCAAGUGCGGCUACGAAGUCAUUCACCCAUGCCGGGUGUGGCUCCACGUGUGAGCACCAGUCGGAUGCGACAGGGGGAGGACAGCUCUGUGCAGUCCUUGAAUGUCAAUAUCAACGUCUAUGCGGAUAACACCUCGCGUACGAUGCGUAUGUGCGAGUAGAGGUAGAGUUUGUAGGUAGGAUCAAUAUCAGGAAAAUUCUGGAACCUUGCUCUUCAGGCGGGUAAAUUCAGAGCGGAACGCAACGGGAAUGUGUUCCAGAGUUGAGCUGAUCUUGACCCCACCUACAUACGUAUGUACUCGUCGAAUCGUUGCCAGAUACAGAUGCGGCACUCGUUAAGCUGACUUAAAGUUCCCGGACUUUUGUUUUAAAUUGGGUAGAAGGGAAAAAAAAAUCAAUAAAAAAGUGUAGGUUCCCACAGA